AGCCUGUCGAUCUGCUUGCAUUGCAUUGUUUUACUCUCUUCCAUUUUAGAUAGCUGCACAUAGCUGCACAUAUGGCUCUGGGGUAGAACUCUAAUAUUCGCAUGGAUGGGAAUUUCUCAUCCUUACACGCACCUAAGCUCCAUCCUCGCUGUUCCUGCCACCUCAACAGCUCCGAGCUGUAGAUCUUCAACAUGACGAGGAGAAUUACCCGGACAAUAAGCCAGCUCGCCAUCGCAGGCGUCUGCGCUCUGUUCUUUGUCUGGUUCCUCGACUCUCGAUACCGCGCCCUCCCACACUCCAUACACAAUAUGAUGCCAGCACAUCACCCCGGCUUUGUUAUCACAGAUAUCACGGUCACGACCUGCUCUACCGUCAAUCUGCUUAGUAGCUGCAGGCUCGAUUCCAAAGGCUGGCAUCGCAUUGAGAAGGAUUUGUAUCUAGGCAAAGGAUGGGUUUCGAGCGCGUACGUGCAUGUAAAACGGAAGGUGGAAGAAGAUUUACUGCCGGAGGACAAGGUCGUGGUGGACGUUAGUGUUGGAAAACUACAUCCUUCUAUGGGUGCAAAAGGGGAAGGCGACGAGAAAUGGGAAGCUAGGCCAGCCGGAAUUUGGAUAAAGAGAUCGGGGAAGAUAGGCGAGAGCGAUUCAGACAGGGCAGUCACUUCGGCGGAUAUUUUGUUCGGCGCGGACGCAGUUGAUCCAAGAGAAGGAUGGGAGAUGAUUGGUACAUCUCUGCUACUGGACACGUCCGGCGAGGUUCAUGAACCCCGGCUCAGCAUACGGAGGGGGAAACCAGCGGCGCCUGCAAAGCCAACCCCUCGAAUAAACGACAAUGGCAAAUUCAAGAUUAUGCAAGCGGCGGAUUUACAUCUGAGCACAGGGACCGGAAAGUGUAGAGAUGCGAUGCCGGUUGGGUACAAUAAUGGGAAAUGCGAGGCUGAUCCAAGGACAUUGGAAUUCGUUGAGAGAUUGUUGGAUGAAGAGAAGCCUGAUCUUGUCAUAUUGAGUGGUGACCAAGUCAAUGGAGAGACAGCGCCUGAUACGCAGAGUGCGAUAUUCAAAUAUGCAGAUCUGUUUAUCAAACGCAAAAUCCCCUUUGCGACUAUAUUCGGCAACCAUGACGAUGAAGGCGACUCUUUAUCCCGCGAAGAACAAAUGGAAUUGAUCGAAUCGCUCCCAUACUCUCUAUCCGAAGCCGGGCCAGAAGAAAUUGAUGGAGUGGGGAACUACUAUAUCGAAGUCCUGGCACGAGGAAGUUCAGGGCAUUCCGCUUUGACAAUCUACAUGCUUGAUACACACGCCUACUCUCCUGAUGAGCGCGCCUUCAAAGGCUACGACUGGCUAAAACAGAGUCAAAUAGAUUGGUUCAAGCAAACUGCACAAGGGCUGAAGAAGGCACAUGAAGGAUACACACACAUACACAUGGACUUGUCUUUUAUCCAUAUUCCGUUACCCGAAUAUGCUGACAACAGCAAUCCUCGGAAAGGAGAGUUGAGAGAGGGAGUCACAGCGCCAGGAUUCAAUUCCGGAUUCCGGGACGCCUUGGUUGAGGAGGGUGUUGUGAUGGUGAGCUGUGGGCAUGACCACGCGAAUGAGUACUGCGCACUCUCCCGCCACGAGAAUGAACUCCCUGCGUUAUGGAUGUGCUAUGCUGGCGGAGCAGGUUUUGGCGGUUAUGGCGGGUAUGGAGGUUAUCAUCGCCGCAUCCGCUUCUUCGACAUCGAUAUGAACGAGGCGCGCAUCUUCACCUAUAAGAGGGUGGAAUAUGGCGAGAUAGAAAAGAGGAUUGAUGAACAGAUGAUUGUGGAGGGUGGGAAGCCAGCGGCUCUUGUUUAUGAGCAGUGAUUAGAAUUGGAGUUGAAGAGGCGUUCGGAACAGCAGGGCGGUGCAAAUGGAUGCAGGGGGAUUUAUGAUUAUGGAAUAUGGGCCACAAAACAAGAGUCAGCAAGCGUCUAGCAAGCAAUCAAACGAUACCACCUUUUUUAUACCUCA
Molecule: messenger RNA, 1991 nt
Organism: Amorphotheca resinae ATCC 22711
Lineage: Eukaryota; Fungi; Ascomycota; Leotiomycetes; Helotiales; Amorphothecaceae
Exons: 4
Coding region: 192-1844 (550 amino acids)
Cellular component (GO): cytoplasm
Molecular function (GO): phosphoprotein phosphatase activity
Source: RefSeq, a predicted model, not a curated record